This is a messenger RNA of Solanum dulcamara, 966 nucleotides long. Its product is annotated as LOB domain-containing protein 29-like. The coding region runs from base 57 to 788 and encodes 243 amino acids. NCBI's taxonomy places the organism in Eukaryota, Viridiplantae, Streptophyta, Magnoliopsida, Solanales, Solanaceae. The record is from RefSeq and is a predicted model, not a curated record. The transcript is spliced from 2 exons. Gene Ontology annotation, cellular component: nucleus. Gene Ontology annotation, biological process: hormone-mediated signaling pathway; positive regulation of DNA-templated transcription.
UAAUUAUCAUAACCAUCAAAUAAAAUAUCAAACACAAUAUUAUUAUUAUUAUUAAGAUGACAGGCACUGGUUCCCCUUGUGGUGCUUGCAAGUUUUUGAGAAGAAAAUGUAUUAAAGGUUGUGUUUUUGCUCCUUAUUUUUGCUAUGAACAAGGUGCUACUCAUUUUUCAGCUAUUCAUAAGGUUUUUGGGGCUAGUAAUGUAUCUAAACUCCUUGCUCAUAUACCUGUGAGUGAUCGAGGGGAAGCCGCGGUCACCAUAGCUUAUGAAGCUCAGGCUAGACUUCAAGAUCCAAUUUAUGGUUGUGUUUCACAUAUCUUUGCUCUCCAACAACAGGUUGUUAGUUUACAAGCACAACUUGCUUCAUUCAAGGAACAAGCUGCAGCUCAAAACUUGCAAAAUGGUUCCAAUUAUAUUGCAAACCCUAAUUAUGACAAAUUUCAAGAUGUUCAAAGUUGGUUUCAUCAUCAGUAUGAAAAUCCAAACACUAUGCCUCAAUUUGAUCAUUCUAGUCACAAUAAUAUUGGAUUGUCAUCAAUCCCAUAUUAUGGAAGUCAUGAUGAAAACAACAAUUACAUCAUGACAUCAAAUGAUCAUAAUUACCAUAUGGGGAAUAAUUAUGAGAAUAUUAAUUUGGUGGUUCCAAUUAAGGAAAAUAUGUCAAGUUUUGAAGAGGGUGGAUCUUUCUCAGUAGAUUCUUCUUUUGACCACAACAACAAGCAAUGGACAUUUCAAGAUGAUUUUGAUGACCUUCAGUCAGUGGCCUUCAGAUACCUUCAACAUUCUUGAGUACUACUACUAGCUACUAUUCAAUUUUUUAGGGUGAAGAUUGAUUAAUUACUAUGUCAAUUUUGUAUUGCUAAAAAGAGGCUUUUAUGACAUGACAUGAUAUCUGCUAGAAACCCUAGAAAAUGUUCAAAAAUAAAUCAUAAGCCUAGCUAUGGUUCUGCCUACAAUUGUUUUUCUU